This is a messenger RNA of Wyeomyia smithii (pitcher-plant mosquito), 1513 nucleotides long. RefSeq lists its product as uncharacterized. The transcript is spliced from 3 exons. Gene Ontology annotation, biological process: sensory perception of smell; detection of chemical stimulus involved in sensory perception of smell. Bases 35 to 1285 code for a protein of 416 amino acids. Gene Ontology annotation, cellular component: plasma membrane. Gene Ontology annotation, molecular function: olfactory receptor activity; odorant binding. The record is from RefSeq and is a predicted model, not a curated record. Lineage: Eukaryota; Metazoa; Arthropoda; Insecta; Diptera; Culicidae.
UAGUGCACUCUCUAAAGAAAACACUGCAAAAAACAUGUUCAAAACCGUGAUAAAUCACUCCAAGAAAAUUCUGCAAUCUUUGGACGAUGAAUCGGACUACUUUCGUCCGCUACAGUAUGCGCUGGUGUUUGGUGGGAUCCACUUCUCAAGUGACAACAUUCACUAUCGUUUGUUCAUACUUUACCGAAUCGUGAUCACUCUUAUGAUUGUAAUUGUUUUCGAUCGCAUCUACGUCGCCCUUUUCGAGUGGGACUCCAUGGUGGACACGCUAGGAGCAGUGGCUUUUUUCACAGAAACGGUUCUGAUUAUAUUCCGUGCGGCUGCCGCACGUUACUAUCAACAGGAUUUGCAACAAGUCCGAAGUUACCUGGCACGUGGAUUGAACAAUCAAUCGAAUCGAACUCACGAACGUAAUCGUUCGUACAGAAUAAUGCGAGGAAUUACACUUUGGUCUCUAGCCUGCUUGGGAGUAGAUCAGAUUCUACUCCAAAUGUUCAAAUUAUCCAACACUCGACUGCACGGAACACCGGAUAAUUUAACCCGCAUUGGACCACAGUGGAAAAGGAUUUUCAACUACUUGAACACUUGCACGUAUCUGAUAUUUUCCGUUCUGUAUGUGGCCAAUCUAACGGUGCACAGCUCGUACCUGAUAGGAAUUUACAAUUCCUGGCAAGAUUUGAAUGCUGAGUAUGCGGCUUUAUUUUCACGUGUGGAUAGAAAAAUUGAACUUCUCGAUGAAGAAAGAUCAGCGAAACUGAGCGAUUCGGAAAAAGUUAAACAAUUUUGGAACAUUUUGAAGCACGAAUUGAAUGCCACCGUUGUACAUCACAGCGAGUUGUUGGAACAGUUGGACAUUUUGAAGCGGUUCCUCAAUUUAACAUUUCUGUUCAUGUUUUACAUACAUUUCCAGUCACUUGCUUGUGGUUUACUCUAUUGUGUUUUCCAAGGUUUCUCAAUCGAUUCGGCUCUUGUGGGAAGUUACAUACUGGUGAAUUUGGUUGAAAUGUUUUGGAUUUUCAAGCUGGUUGAUGAUUUGAACGCAGCGAACGAAAACAUUUCCUUCAGUUUGUACAAUCUGGACUGGCACCAAAGGUUGAGGUAUGUAUCAGCGCUGAAUUCAGACUACCGACAAGUGCGUGUAACGCUACUGAUGAUUAUGGUGAAAACCCAAACGAAACUCGGAAUCAGCUGCGCAGGAAUGUUUGAAAUAUCGAUUGAAGCUUUUGGAGAGUUGGUCACAAAAAUGUAUAAUGUACUUGCUUUUUUGCUUAACAUUAUCAAUUAACCUGCAAUAAGAAAUUAAUAUUUGUGUUGUUUUAUUACGGUUCUUACUGAGUAGUAUUGAGUAGUCAACAGUCAAUUUGGAAAGUAAUAUUUAUUCCACCAACAUUGCAAGACGAACCUUAAGCAUACUACAGCAUUACUCGUUUUUCGCAACAUAAAUUCUAAAUAGCUUGCGCUCACAUAGGAUAAAGUUGAUUUUUCACGCAACGGAUUUUAGAUGUAGAUUUUA